CAAUAUAAUUGGCAAUUUAUAUAAAAAAUAUCCCUUUGAAAAUUACAUCACAAGAACUUCUGAAACGCCUACGAUGGGUGAAGUGAAGCUCCAUGGCAGCUGGUCGAGUCCUUCCACUUACGGAGUCAUAUGGGCUCUGUCCCUCAAAGGCAUACCCUACGAAUUUGUUGAACGAGAUCUCACCAACAAAACUCCUUUGCUCCUCCACGAGAAGGUCCCGAUGCUCGUCCAUGGCGGAAAACCGAUUUUCGAGUCCGAUGUUAUCCUUGAAUACAUUGACGAGACAUGGAUGCAAAAUCCCCUACUCCCCACCCAUCCACUCGACAGAGGUGCUGCUCGAUCUUGGAUUCGAUUUAUUCAAAAUAAGAGGUCGGUAGUGUGGAAAAUGUUAUGUUAUGAAGGGGAAGAACAGAAGAAGGCAAAGCGAGAGAUCUUAGAGAUGCUGCAAAUCUUAGAAGAGCAAGGAAUCGGCGAGGGGAAGUUCUUCAAUGGUGAAAAAAUCGGGAUCGUGGAUUUGGCGUAUGGAGUGUUGGUAGAGUGGUUGGGAGUGAUAGAAGACGUGACCAGCGAGAAAGUAAUGGAAGCCAAUUCGUUUCCUCAGCUGCAUGCUUGGAGCAUGGCUUUCAUGGAAGCUCCAACGAUUAGAGAGAAUCGUCCCAAUCGAGAGUGGAUGGUGAUGACUUUCAAACAUUUGAGAGAGCAUCUUUUAAAGAAACCUAGGUCGUCGGAGGUGAGUUUAAAGGAUGGCAUUUUGUUUUGUGAGCUCUUCCAAUGUGUGUUAGAUCUCAUUUCUUUGCUUUGUAACUCUCUAUGAAGAUUUUUUAUUUAG
This is a messenger RNA of Momordica charantia (bitter melon), 829 nucleotides long. RefSeq names its product putative glutathione S-transferase. The record is from RefSeq and is a predicted model, not a curated record. Gene Ontology annotation, biological process: glutathione metabolic process. Gene Ontology annotation, cellular component: cytoplasm. Gene Ontology annotation, molecular function: glutathione transferase activity. Lineage: Eukaryota; Viridiplantae; Streptophyta; Magnoliopsida; Cucurbitales; Cucurbitaceae.